Messenger RNA from Trichosurus vulpecula (common brushtail), 4060 nucleotides. RefSeq lists its product as uncharacterized. Bases 1309 to 3642 code for a protein of 777 amino acids. The transcript has a single exon. The record is from RefSeq and is a predicted model, not a curated record. Lineage: Eukaryota; Metazoa; Chordata; Mammalia; Diprotodontia; Phalangeridae.
AAAAUAUAUUUAAUUAGGAAAAACCAAAAUAUUGUUUAAAAAAUAAGAUAAGAGAGCCUGCAAGAGCUAUGGAAUCUAACAAGAAAGCAUUCCCCAUCACCAGGGACUAAGCCCUGCUUCCUGAAUCCCUAGUCACCUGCAGAGUAGCUUCCAGUACCCAGCUGAGAUGACCAUAGCCCCAGGCACCGAUGCUUGUAGUUAUAGGUCUGCAGGCUCCAUUCUGGAGUCCAUACAGAGAGCCAAAGCCUACUUACUCCCCCGGCCCCUGAUGGCAGCCUAGGAGUGGCUACCGGGACCAGAUGUGUGGGGCAAUGACCCCAACUGGGCCUAAACUCAAUAGAUGUAGGGAGGGAGCUGAAGCUAACCCAAAGAGCACUGAAGCAUACCUGCAUAUCCUAGUUACUUGCCUGGGUCAAUGGGCCCAUGAGAAUGAGUGUCUGUUGAUGUAGGCAGGGAAGUCAGGACCAAUCUUGCACCUGGACAUCCAUUCAAGAGGCCUCUACAAAGAACUCCCCCUAGCCAUGUCCAGUCUUAGGAAACUGCUACCACUCCUAUGCCCAUUCUAACCAAGGGUGAAACUGACUAGGAUCAAAACCAGCAUCAAUACAUGAAAGCAGUUGCUCCUAAGAGACUUCCUAUGAAGGAUGAAAAAAUCAAGGAACUAGUUAGAGUCUUUACCGGUUGGCAAUAGACAGUUCAAUUCUGCCACACUCAUUCAUGGGGUACCCAUUCAAGGUCAGACUGGGAGCCUAAUGUUAAGCAUUGCUAGUCCUAAGAUAAACCAAAUUUUCUUCCACUGGUUAAGCAGCAAUCAAAAUAAAAGGUUAGCAGUCAGUUCUGGCCAGUUGACAUAGGCAAUACCUGAAGAGGCAGGCCAUUUUGAUGGUGAAGGUGACAAUGGUACCCACACCAAUGUCAUUGGUAUCCAUGGUAGUGCCUAUGACAGUGCCUCCAGUGCUGUCCAUGGCAUUGCCCAUAACAGAGUCCAAAGCAGGAUGUCUAUUCCCUAAAGAUCCCCCAGACCACAUUAGGGAGAGAGUGAUUACCAUACAUUCUGCUUGCAACUAUAACGAUAACUUUUUCUCCAGUGGAGCCAAAACCAUCAAGAAAUCCACCUCAAAAAUCCAAGCUCCACUUACUCCCCAAAUCUGAACCUAAAAAUUAUUUUUGCCAUCAUCUCCACUAAGGCUGGGCUGGAUAGCAAAGACGGAACUUUGCAUGCUAUCUACUAAUGAAGAAUUCAUAUAGGGCUCCAACUCUGAGUACCAGGCCAUCUACAUCAGAGACAAAAAAGUCUCCAGUUACCCUAUGGCCACAUGCAGCAUGGAUGGCCAAGAGCUCUACUCUAGGCAGCUCCCUCAAUUUCAGACCCCUCGUACCCUGGGCUCCUGCCAGCCAGACAAAGAGAGCAUGAUAGUAGACAUAUGCACUCGUCAGACCAAAUUUGGGGUUGUGUGUGAAGGAACUAAAUUUCGUGGGGAGGCUCACUGCAAGGAGGACCUCAGAAGCCUUACUCUAGGGACACGGCCCAUCUAUGUGAUGGAUAAUGUGGUCUGCCCCCGAUCUCCAACCACCCUGACCAUUGCUUCCCAGCAGGUUGAGCUUCCUAGCAAAGUCCAACCCUGGGCCACUAGCCCCGGUCCCUCCCAGACAUCUAAGGUCACAGACAGGGAAAUCACAAAGUCAGUGACAAGGAACAGCAGUGCAAAUCUGGAAGAGAGGGGCAGGUCUGUUACCCCUAUGCCCACAAAAAUUGGACUGCUUAGUGGUCACAUACCCCUGGAGCCACCCUACUUUGUUGGACAAAAUAUUCUAACCUACCAGAAAGAAACCUGCUGGCCCCGGGCAACAUCAGACAAGGGUAAUCCUACACCCUCCUUCUGGGUCCCACAAACUUACUCCUCAUCAGACACCUCCAAGAGGUCAGUGACUAUGGAGCACAGCGAGGGUGCCACAGUCAAAAGCCAAUCCAAGAAAUCAACCUCCUAUGGCUCAACAAGAGAGGAAGGGUUCACUGUCCAUUCCUAUGAGAGCAAUAUGAUAGAGGGUGUUUCUAAUAUAGCUGAAGUCCCCAGAAAAAACAAUGCUGAGUCCCUUCAAUGUGCUUCACUCUUCCACAAGGAAUUAGCUGCAACCAUGGACUCUACCCGAUCCUCAAUGCAAAACAACGGUACAUCUGUACCUCUGCCCACCCAUGUAGGUAUACUGAGGAUGCCCUUCUCACCAGAAAUCCAGAUCUGUGCUGGAAAGGAUGGGAUGAAUCAGGGUAUGGCAAGCCAGGAUACCAACACCAAGAUUUCAUGGGAUAUAGCCAGCAGUGCCAGCUACAGAAAAUCCUCGGAUAAGAAUCUGUCCAUUGGUACCUACUGCUGCCCUGGUGUCACUUACAAGACACUGCCCAUGACUUUGAUGGACAAGGGGUCUAAUUAUACCAAAUAUUCCCUCACUGAGUCAAGUGAAAACCGUUCAAUGACCAACCUCUUUGAGCUAUUCAGAGGACCUUGUUCUGAGCUGCCCUCAAAUGCUGAUUUCCAAGAGCGAGCCCCUGCCCAAAUGACUUCCUGCCACACAACAGACCUCUACAAAAGCCUGGCUGCUGUGGUGAUAGACACAGGAACAGGUUAUAGUAAGUGUGGUCUGGCGGGCGAGGAUCGUACCCGUGCUGUAGUGCCUACUCGGGUGGGAAUACACCGAAACCCCAAAGGGGAUAAAACACCCUACUAUAUCACAGAGGACGUAGAGGCAGCUUGUUCUACGCUGAUCCGUGGUGUGGUUACUGACUGGGAUGCCCUAGAAGUCCUUUGGAACCACAUCUUCUACAGCAAAUUGUGUGUGGUGCCUGAGGAAUUGGCUGUACUGGUGGCUGAUUCACCAGUCUCUCCUUGUACCAAUCGUGAGAAGGUUGUUGAACUCCUGUUUGAAUGCUUUGGGGUGCCUGCCAUGCAAACUGUCCAUCAGGCAUUACUCACUCUCUAUGCCUAUGGUCGCACUACAGGACUGGUCAUGGGUAGUGGGCAUGGCACCUCCUAUGUGGCUCCCAUCAUCACAGGUGAAUUGGCACCACUGAAUAUCUACCGUCUGGACGUGGCUGGGAAAGACCUCUCCGAAUACCUCUCCCAGCUGCUUUUGGCUGGUGGGCAGCCACCACCCAAAGCUGAUGUGCUGACCCAUAUGAAGGAGACCUGCUGUUAUGUGACCCUGGACAUGGUCUCUGAACUCUGCCAAAUAGAGGGCAAGUAUCGGCUUGACUUUGUCCUCCCAGACAAGCAUGUUCUCUCCCUUGGGGCUGAGCGGUUCCGCUGCCCUGAGGUCUUGUUUAAGCCUGACAUCCUGGGCCUUGAUCAGCCCAGUUUACCACAGCUGGCCCAGAUUAGCAUUAGCCAGCUGGAGCCACACUUGCAGGAACAACUGUUGGCUAAUGUGGUUCUGGAAGGUGGGACCACUCUGCUGAAUGGCUUCUCUGAGAGGGUCCAGCAGGAUCUGGGGCCCACAGCCACAGUCUUAUCCUUGCCCCACCGUGCCAUGGCUGCCUGGCUAGGUGGUUCCAUCAUGGCUUCCCUUGAUUCCUUCCAGACUCUGUGGUUGAGCCGCGGGGAAUACCAGGAAGAGGGCCCAUGGGCCAUCUAUAAGUACCACCUGUGAUGGUCAUGGGAGUAUAAAGUCACUCUGGGAGUCAGAGAGGGCUCUGGGUCUCUGAUAUCUGCUGGGGUCAUAGGAUUUCAGUUGAGAUAGGGGUGGGGUGGGAUAGUGCUUCAAGAGACAUAGUGCCAUGUCUUUGCUGAAUAGGAGAUCUUCUCUUCCUUUCUUGGUUGGUGACACAAUCAGUCUUCCCCACUCUACUCCUUCUUCUCCAUCUAGAGUCAAAGAUCCUUCAGUCCUCACUAGAUGUGAGAGGAAAAGACAAGCUCCCACCAACAAACUUAACCUAGGCAGGCUGAGUUUCUCCUUUAGCUCCCGAUUUGGGAUCACAAAGAUGGUGGUGCCCCAAGAAAUGUAAAUCUGUCUUCUUCCCCUCUAAAGGACAACUGUCCAGGACCUUCAGGGCCCAAGGAGCUGCUAC